Molecule: messenger RNA, 1152 nt
Organism: Naegleria fowleri
Lineage: Eukaryota; Heterolobosea; Eutetramitea; Acrasida; Naegleriidae
Exons: 1
Coding region: 1-1152 (383 amino acids)
Source: RefSeq, a predicted model, not a curated record
AUGGUUUUCCGAAAGCACUUUUGCACGAAAUCACUCACUGUGCAACCAACAACACAACAAACACCCAACAACACUCCAAUCACUUUUGUUCAACAAAACUUCAACGAUCAAAAUCAAUUGACUGAAAAUCAUCAUAAUUACUCUAUCAAAGACAGCAAAUACUCGAUUAAUAUUAUUGAAGGAUGGCCUAUUCAGAAAUUGUGGAAAAUUACAUCGGGUGAUCAUGAUGUCAAAAAUUAUAGUGAUAAAGGCAAGCAUGAUGUCGUCACUAAAUUAUGGAAUUUCAUUAAAGAAAAAGAUUUGCAUCAUCAAUUCAUUUCGGAAUUGCAAUCUCAAGAUUAUGUAAUAAUGACAACAGAUGAAUUCAACAAUGUCAAGCAAGAAGAGCGAGUUAAAGGACCAAAACAACACCAUACUGAUCUUCGGGAAAUUUCUGAAAAUUACAGUCUAAGAGAAAAAGGCUUAUAUUUGUCACAAAAUGGAUUGGAUAAAAAGAGGAAGGGAGAAACACUUGAAUCAGUUCAAGAAAUGAAUGAUCGUCUCAAUUCACAGCCAAGUAAACCACAAGGUUUACCAAAUUAUUUCACAGAUGAAGUCAAAGAUAUGGUUUUUAAAGCUAUUGAGGAAGCAAUGCGAGAGCACAAAGAUUUCUUUAAGGUUAACAAAUCAAAAAUUGCAGACGACAUUAAAAAACAAUUACCUGAUACAUAUGAAUAUCGCAAAAUCAAAUCAAGCCUUACACAUCCUAAAAAAGGAUACUAUGUUUCCUUAAUAUAUCGUGAAAAGACAGGAAUUUCUCUCUCCCAAUUGUUUGAAAAAAGUAAGAAACGACGAGCAUACAAGCGGUCUUCUCUUGGCUUGCCUAUCCAUUUCAUGACACAAAAAACAAAAGCAAAAUUAAUUCAUGAUGCCAUGAUCUAUGGAUUAAACCAUUCAGAUGAAGAUAUCAAAGAUAUGGUCCAUCAUCGUUUAACCUACAUUGGUGAUAUUAUUGAAGACAUUAAUGGAAAUCAUACCUUAAUACGCGACAUACGUACCGUGAUGUGUAUUAUCUUGGCUAAAAUAUACGAAAGUAACGGUUUUAAGGUGAAAGAAGGAACUUAUAUCGUUGAGAUUGUUCAUUUGUGCAGAAUGUGUUUUAGGGUGUUGUAA